Dromiciops gliroides (monito del monte) is the source of this 789-nucleotide messenger RNA. RefSeq names its product tropomyosin alpha-3 chain-like. Gene Ontology annotation, molecular function: actin filament binding. NCBI's taxonomy places the organism in Eukaryota, Metazoa, Chordata, Mammalia, Microbiotheria, Microbiotheriidae. Gene Ontology annotation, biological process: muscle contraction; actin filament organization. The record is from RefSeq and is a predicted model, not a curated record. The transcript has a single exon. The coding region runs from base 1 to 747 and encodes 248 amino acids. Gene Ontology annotation, cellular component: actin filament.
AUGGCUGGUAUCACCACCAUUGAGGCAGUGAAGCACAAGAUUCAGGUUCUGCAGCAGCAGGCCAAUGACACCGAGGAGAGGGCUGAGUGUCUCCAGAGGGAGGGGGAGGGGGAGAAGUGGGCCCUGGAACAGGCUGAGGUUGAGGUGGCUUCCUUGAACCGUUGGAUCCAGCUGGUUGAGAAGGAGCUGGACAGUGCUCAGGAGUGCCUGGCGACAGCUCUGCAGAAGAUAGAAGAGGCAGCGAAGGCAGCCGAUGAGAGUGAGAGAAGUAUGAAGGUCAUUGAAAAUCGGGCCUUGAAGGAUGAAGAGAAGAUGGAGCUGCAAGAAAUCCAGCUGAAAGAAGCCAAGCACAUUGCAGAGGAAGCAGACAGGAAGUAUGAGGAGGUGGCCCGAAAGUUGGUGAUUAUUGAGGGAGACUUGGAACGCACAGAGGAGCAGGUGGAGCUGGCUGAGUCCCUUUGCUGGGAGAUGGAUGAGCAGAUCAGACUGAUGGACCAGAACCUGAAGUGUCUGAAUGCUGCUGAAGAAAAGUAUUCACAGAAAGAAGACAAAUAUGAGGAAGAGAUAAAGAUUCUUACUGAUAUACUCAAGGAGGCAGAGACCCAUGCUGAGUUUGCUGAGAGACUGGUAGCCAAACUGGAAAAGACAAUUGAUGACUUGGAAGAUAAACUGAAAUGCACCAAAGAGGAGCACCUAUGCACACAAAGGAUGCUAGACCAGACUCUGCUUGACCUGAAUGAGAUGUAGAAAUCCCUUUACCCCCAGCCCCACCCUGUCGCUGCUCCUUCC